CCAUCUCUAGUCACGCCCCCGAGAGAAGAACCAGUCUAUCCUCUUUGAAUCACUAUGAAUUAACUUUUUAUUUCCUAUUUCACUGGUUCACAAAAAAAAUCACAGCAGUUAUUAGUAUGAUCAGCUUAUUAAUACUGUGAUAUAAUAUAAUAUAUAAUAUGAUUCUUUUGUUGGUUGUUUUUCAAGAGUCGUGAAGCUGCCAUGUGUCGAUGAGGCCUAAUCUGUAUGAAUUCUCUACCUGGGAAUCACCUAUGACACAAGCGAGAAACUCCUCACCCCACCUGUUUUACCAGUCCAGCCUGAAACCUGGAGGUUGUUUCAGGUUUUAAGCAGCAUGUGAUUCGUGUCAACUGGCAUUUCAGACUUGCCAUCUUUGUCCGCUUCACCUUACUUGAACAGGGAACCGUGUGGUUGUCCGUAUAUAUCCAGCUCUGAUCUCUGUGAACUGCCACCUUCGACCCAGCACUAUAUGGCCUCUGCGUGGACUGAGGAGGAGACAUUUGUCUGCUCAGUGUGCUUGGACACUCUGAAGGACCCAGCCACUCUACCCUGUGGACACUCAUACUGCCUGGCUUGUAUUCAGAGCCACUGGGACAAGAGAAACAGCAAGGGUGAGUACAGCUGCCCCCAGUGUCGGCAGGUUUUCAGCCCUCGGCCCUCGCUGGCUAAGAGCACUGUCCUUGUGGAGGCCAUGGAAAAACUGAGAACCAACAGCUUCAAGCAAAGCUUCUCCACCGCCUCACCUUCCAUGCCCAUCUACCUGGAGGUCCUACCACAUUUAGGGCCGCGACAGGGCAGUGUGUACCCCCAGCUUCCAACGAAGAACCCCAGAUCCUGCCCUCAACACAACCAACCUCUGGAACUGUAUUGCCGUGAAGACAAGGAGUGUGUGUGUGAGCUAUGCUGCCAGCAUGGACACAAGGGACAUCAUGUGCUCAAAUCACAGGAAGAGAGGAAGAAGAGGCAGACAGAGCUUGUUCACAUGCAAGCAGAGGUACAGAGGAGAAUUCAGGAGACUGAAAAGAAACUUAAGGAGCUCCCACAUCUUGCUCGCCAGCACAAGGCCUUGGUCCAGGCUCUACAGCAAGAGAGCACAGAUUUAUACACAGAGCUGGCCAAGAACGUGAGUCUAACAGGCACCCAGGCUGGCGAGCUCCUCAGCACCCAUGAGACCUCCAUAGGAAGCCAGGUUGAGGUGCAGAUUCACAGACUAGAGCAGGAGGUGGCACAGCUCGGCUGGAAGAGCGAGGAGCUGAGCAGGCUGGCCGACAUGCAGGACAACGUCUGCUUCCUGAAGAAUUUCCUAACCCUGGAGCCACUGGGUAAGACAGGUGCCACGGGAGAGUCAGUGCUCUGUCGGGAGGAAGCGGUUGUCGCCUCCAUCCGUUCAGUCAUGCAAGAAUUACAAACAUCGAUACAGGAGCUCUGCAGAGCCAGUCUGGCCAAGAUCAACACAUUAGUGAAUCAUGUCCCUGUGCCUUCAACACCCAGUGGUGCAGUUUCAGGUGCAACAGUCACUGAAAACUGUGGUCAGGACAAAGCACAAAACACAGUGUAUGAAAUGAUGAUGGACCCUCCACCUAUGCCGCCUCCAAGACCUCAAGCUUCAGCCCCACCUCCAACCUUCCAUCCUCCUCAACCUCAUGCACCUCCUGCAACAACAACAGGACUUGUGAAUCCAGAACCAAAGUCUAGAGAAGAAUUGCUGAAAUUUCGCUUUGAACCCACCAUGGACCCGAACACGGUGUAUCGCCACAUCCAGUUGUUAGAUGGAGGUCAUAAGGCCACGAUGCGGGCUGAAAAUCUGAACCCUCACGACCACCCAGAGCGCUUCCACUUCUGGAGACAGGUUCUCUGCAGAGAGCCCCUGGCUGGGAGCCCCUACUACUGGGAGGUGGAGUGGACUGGCCAAAAGAUCACUAUUGGUGUGGCCUACAUGGAGAUUGAACGUAAAUGUUCUGAUGACAAAAGUCGUUUGGGCCACAAUCCCCAGUCCUGGAGCUUGUACUGGUCUGGCACUGGUUUCUCCUUCUGGCACGACGGGCAGGAAAAAAUCCUCGGCUCAACUAAGGCCAAACGGAUCGGUGUGUAUCUGGACCAACAUGCAGGGACUCUGGCCUUUUACCGCAUCGUCAACAACCAGGCUGACCUCAUCCACCGGCACCAGACCCCCUUCACUGGACCACUGUACCCAGGAUUCAGAUUCUGGGCAGGAGUAGGGGCCACAGUGACGGUCUGCCAACUGGAUUAAAUUGUAUAUGAAUGAUGGGCAAUUAUUUUUUAGAUACAACUGCCUGAUGUAAAGUUUCUAAAACUGUGUAUGUAAGUGAAUAAAGAAGGAAUAUGCACAUUAU
This is a messenger RNA of Paralichthys olivaceus (Japanese flounder), 2354 nucleotides long. RefSeq names its product finTRIM family, member 86 (gene ftr86). The record is from RefSeq and is a predicted model, not a curated record. Lineage: Eukaryota; Metazoa; Chordata; Actinopteri; Pleuronectiformes; Paralichthyidae. Gene Ontology annotation, molecular function: protein binding; zinc ion binding.